AUGGCAGCCACCACAGGCUCAGGAGUAAAAGUUCCUCGAAAUUUCCAACUGUUAGAAGAACUGGAAGAUGGCCAGAAAGAAGAAGGUGACAGCACAGUCAGCGGAGGUCUAGAGGAUGACAAAAACAUGACACUCAAUAUGAUCACUGAGAGUUCAAAUGGAGUUAGAGUAGUGGAUCCAAGGGCCACGGCACUGCUGGCCAAGUGGCAGAAUUUCCACAGCAUCAAAGUCAUCCUUCAGGAGCCUCGGUGCUUGAUGAGAGAGAGAGAGAAUGUGAAGCUGCCACAGCCGCCAAAGGGACAGUUAUAG
Cricetulus griseus (Chinese hamster) is the source of this 309-nucleotide messenger RNA. Lineage: Eukaryota; Metazoa; Chordata; Mammalia; Rodentia; Cricetidae. The record is from RefSeq and is a predicted model, not a curated record.